Messenger RNA from Penicillium concentricum, 1305 nucleotides. Its product is annotated as DUF2841 domain-containing protein. The record is from RefSeq and is a predicted model, not a curated record. NCBI's taxonomy places the organism in Eukaryota, Fungi, Ascomycota, Eurotiomycetes, Eurotiales, Aspergillaceae. The transcript is spliced from 3 exons. Bases 1 to 1305 code for a protein of 434 amino acids.
AUGAAGGCCGACACCAAUGACUCAAUGGCUUGUCACAUCCCUAUAGCCAUAGACGGUGAAUCAGGUCGUUCUCACUUUGCGCUCAUAUUUAUCGACACAGAGGGCGACCUUCACUUGCAGUGCUCUCGGUCGAUUGCUACCAGCUUCCUGGGAUCCCUGUCCGUACGGUUAGCGGAUAACUUUUUGAAAGCAGUCGCGAUGUCAGAAGAAGCUUCUUCGCCAAUAUAUCAAACAUCACCUCACCAAACUACGCCAGCCAUGAGAAAAUGUUCGCCCUCACCACGAAUGGCCCACAUUACCCCUCGCAAGACAGAAUUAGAUGGAAAAGCGCACACACAAGAUUUUCCGCCAGCUAAUCCAUUUCUGCCAACGGUAGGAUUUGCCCACACAGAGUCUUCGCCUCGCUGGGACAUGCGGAGUCCGGAACGCAUCAAAAGAAAUGUUUGGAGCGUUGACAACAAAAUGUGGAGGCCGGACGUCACGAUAUCUGUUAUGGACCGUGAUUUGCUGCGGAGGUACUAUGAAAAGGCAUUUCACAACCUGCAGCAGACGAAUUGCCGGACCCUCGCGAAAGCCUAUGUCAAGCUGGUGGAGCCCCGCAAGCAGGUCUAUUUUCCGUACAACGGGCGGACAGUCGUCACAGGGUUCACUCAGGAGCUUGACCCCGAGGCGACCAAGCCACCCUGGUGGCCUGCAGGAGUGAGGCACCGAGAGCCUGACCAUCUUCUCAAAGAGGAUGGACAACGUCUGGUUAGGAUUUGUCGCCUAAACCUGCCCGAAACAGUGGAAGCCACAUCCAACCACAAUGAUCAUAACGGAGAGAGCAUCCCUUUUGAUGCAGCGCCCACCGAUAUCUCGAAUACCACAUUUGCAUAUGUCAAGUCGGGCUCUGUUAACAAUUCCCCACCGGCAUUAUUUGCGCCCGUAGCAAAUUUCCCGGCCCACUUCCCUCUGGACCAUCCCUAUGACGUGCAGGGUCACUGUCUUGGGAACUACUACGCAGGACCGGAUCCCAAGACCGUACGUGGUUUUGACAUGACUGUGCCGGUAUCAAUGCCGCCGCAUGGUUUGAAGAGGAAACACGAAAGCGAAGAGAUAGCUCAUGUCGACGCCACCAAGCCUGCCGUAUUCACGCACGAUUUUUCUCUUUCGGUCACUGGUGAUCUCCAACCCUAUCCAGUACAAUACCCCGGUGGACCUUGUAACUUCCUGCCACAAGGCUUCAUUUCGCCUGGGCCCUCUACAACGGAAGCAUUGGCACAGCCGAAGGAAUGUCGAGAUAUCUCUUAUCAUUUAGGCUAUUGA